UUGGUGUAAAUUCAAAUAUAUAGAGGAACACCAGCUGUCAGGAGGAGGUCACAUGCUGCUGUCGUCACGGUGACAGCCCUGGCAGAUACCUGAGUUGGGCUCUGGCAUGGAAAAGGAGGCAGAGGAGGAGGAGGAGCAGACAAACGGCACACAGCAAAGCACCUGUGGAGCACAGACACAUUUUCAUUUACCAUCAUGCCUAGAAAAGCUGACCUGGAAGACGUCGGGAUAGAAAUGGACGAAGAGUUGAGUGACAGCGACGACGGCGCCACCCAGAGGAGAACAAACAGAAGGCAGGCAGGUGGAAGGGGAGGUGCAAAGGGAAGAGGGCGGGGCAAAAAGCCAGCCAGUGAGGAGGAGGAGGACGAUGAAGAAGAUGAAGCUCCUUCGCGUGGACGCAGAGGUGCAAACAAGAAGAAGCCUGCGAAGAAACGUGGUGGUGGUGGUGAUGAUGAGGAUGAGAGCGAGGACGAAGCUCCCAAGAGGAAACAACGCGGAGGAGCCGCCAACAAGAGGAGAGGAGGCAAAGCUCAGGGCAGUGACAAGGAGGACAGCGACGACGGGAAGGGGAAGAAGAAGGGAGGAGGGAAGAAAGGAGGGAAGAAGGAGGAGGACAAGAAGGGGAAGAAGGGGGACGGCAAGGGGAAGGACGCGGACGACGUCAAGGACAAGAAGAAGAAGAAGAAAAAGAAGGGGGACAGUUCAUCAGAUUCCAGCUCAGACUCUGAUGAGGAGGACUCCAUGUCAGAGGGUGAGAUGGCCCGGCUGAUGGAGGAGGUGGAGGAAAAGAAGAAGCUGAUCGGCACCAUCAGGAAUAAGCCGUGGAGGAUGAAGCGGAGGCUCGUACAGUUGAGGGAGGCUCAACAAUUUGUGGAUAAAUUCGAAGGUGCGUUGGGCAAAGGAAAAGGCAGGAAGUGGUACGCUUACAAAGUGAUGAUGACAAAGAAAUGGAUCAAGUUUCAAAGGGAUUUUGAGAAUUUCAGAACAGCCUGUAUCCCCUGGGAGAGGAAGAUCAAAGAAGUGGAGAGUCACUUUGGGUCUUCUGUGGCGUCUUACUUUAUCUUCCUGCGCUGGAUGUAUGGCAUGAACCUCGUCCUCUUUGGGUUCACGUUUGGACUGGUGGUCAUUCCUGAGGUUCUCAUGGGACUUCCCUACGGGUCCAUUCCCAGGAAAACUGUCCCCAGAGCAGAGCAGCCCACUGCUCAGGACUACUCUGUCCUCAUGGACUUCAACGGCUACUGCAAAUAUUCUGUCCUGUUCUACGGAUACUACAACAACCAGAGGACCAUUGGUGUGCUGAAGUUCAGACUGCCUCUGUCCUACCUCAUGGUCGGGAUUGGCACAUUUGGCUAUAGCCUGAUGGUCGUGAUCCGCACGAUGGCCAAGAACUCUGACGUUGGUGGUGGAGAUGGAGGGGAAGGAGAGUUCACGUUUGCCUGGAAGAUGUUCACCAGCUGGGAUUACCUCAUUGGCAACUCGGAGACUGCUGACAACAAAUACGCCUCCAUCACCACCAGCUUCAAGGAGUCCAUCGUGGAUGAGCAAGAGAACCAGAAGGAUGAGAACAUUCACCUGCGCAGGUUCCUCAGAGUCCUGGCUAACUUCCUGAUCACCUGCAGCCUCGGUGGCAGCGGGUACCUCAUCUACUUUGUGGUGAAAAGGUCUCAGGGUUUUUCUUCAAGGGACGACCUCAGCUGGUACGAGAAGAACGAGUUGGAGCUCAUCAUGUCUCUGCUGGGUCUCGUGUGUCCUCCUCUGUUUGAGACCAUCGCUGAGCUGGAGGACUACCAUCCUCGGAUUGCACUCAAAUGGCAACUGGGACGCAUCUUUGCCCUCUUCCUGGGAAACCUCUACACUUUCCUGUUUGCCCUGUUUGAUGAAGUCAACACCAAGCUGGAAGAAGAGCAGGCCAUUCAGAAUGCAUCUAUCUGGGCCAUGAAGGAGUACUACGCCAACUACACACGCCUGCUCAAUGACUCCGAGUCCACCCCACCACCCAUGGACCCUUCUGAUGUCAUCAGAGGACCCUGCUGGGAAACUGCUGUUGGCGUUGAGUUUGUGAAGCUGACAGUGUCAGACAUCCAGGUGACCUACCUGACCAUCCUGAUUGGUGACUUUGCCAGAGCUGUCAUUGUACGCUUCUUGAACUACUGCUGGUGCUGGGACCUGGAGGCUGGAUUUCCCUCAUAUGGAGAGUUCGACAUCAGUGGAAAUGUACUGGGAUUAGUCUUCAACCAAGGGAUGAUCUGGAUGGGUGCGUUUUAUGCUCCUGGGCUGGUCGGCAUCAACGUGCUCCGCCUCCUCAGCUCCAUGUACUACCAGUGCUGGGCCGUCAUGGCAACCAACGUCCCCCAUGAGAGAGUCUUCAAGGCCUCCAAGUCCAACAACUUCUACAUGGGUCUGCUGCUCCUCAUCCUCUUCCUCAGCCUGUUACCGGUCGUCUACACCAUCAUGACGCUGCCGCCUUCCUUUGACUGCGGACCCUUCAGUGGGAAGGUGAAGAUGUUUGAUGUCAUCAUGGAGACAAUGGACCUGGACCUGCCGGCCUUCAUGGGGACGCUCUUCAGCUACGCUGCCAACCCGGGACUCAUCAUACCAGCAGUUUUACUUAUGGUACUGGCCAUUUACUAUCUGAACUCUGUGUCUGAGGCCUACAAGAACUCUAACUUGGAGCUGAUGAAGAAGAUGCAGAUGGCGAGGGAUGAAGAGAAGAAUCGGAGGAACAACAUGGAUAGCACCAAUCAGGUCAUGAAGGACCUGGAGGACCUGAUGCCAAACCAGUCCCUGGCCCCUCCCGCUCCUCCACCAGAGCCUGAAAAAACACCAGAGCCAGAAACAAAGCCAGUGAAGACGAAGCCCGGUAAAGGCGUGAACCUGCAGAAAGAUGUGGCUCUGGCUUCACCCAACCCCGGCGCCCAAAGACCAGUGAGUCGGCCUCCAGGUCCGAGAGGGCAGGGACCGGGUGCAGGACCGGGGCGAGGCCGGGGUAGAGGGGCCCCUCCAAGAUAACGGUCUGAGAAAAAAAAA
This is a messenger RNA of Solea solea (common sole), 3027 nucleotides long. RefSeq names its product transmembrane channel-like 2a (gene tmc2a). The transcript is spliced from 20 exons. Gene Ontology annotation, molecular function: mechanosensitive monoatomic ion channel activity. Gene Ontology annotation, biological process: detection of mechanical stimulus involved in sensory perception of sound; vestibular reflex. The coding region runs from base 196 to 3009 and encodes 937 amino acids. The record is from RefSeq and is a predicted model, not a curated record. Lineage: Eukaryota; Metazoa; Chordata; Actinopteri; Pleuronectiformes; Soleidae. Gene Ontology annotation, cellular component: plasma membrane.